Vidua chalybeata is the source of this 1031-nucleotide messenger RNA. It is a transcript of the gene CIART, whose product is annotated as circadian associated repressor of transcription. NCBI's taxonomy places the organism in Eukaryota, Metazoa, Chordata, Aves, Passeriformes, Viduidae. Gene Ontology annotation, cellular component: nucleus. The record is from RefSeq and is a predicted model, not a curated record. The transcript is spliced from 4 exons. Gene Ontology annotation, molecular function: RNA polymerase II cis-regulatory region sequence-specific DNA binding. Bases 28 to 681 code for a protein of 217 amino acids. Gene Ontology annotation, biological process: circadian regulation of gene expression; negative regulation of DNA-templated transcription.
GGCUCCCCUCGGGGGGCCAGCCCCGCCAUGGAGCCCCCCGCCCGCACCUGCUCCUGCGGCUCCCCUGCCUCUGACAGCGAGGCCGAGGCCGGCAGCUCCCCCCGGAGCCCCCCCAAACCCGAGCGCAGCCGCAAGCGCCCGGGGGGGCUGGACCGAGCACCCCCCGAAUCGCCGCCGUCACCCCGCGGGGGGAAGCGCCCGCGGAAAGGGGAGGGGGGGGAUGUCCCUCCCAGCGAUGGCGAUCGCCUCUUUGCCCAAAAGUGCCGGGAGCUCCGGGGCUUCAUCCGGCCGCUGGCCGAGCUGCUGGAGGGGCUGCGGCGGGGCCGCUACGACAGAGGGCUGAGCAGCUUCCAGCAGAGCGUGGCCAUGGACCGGCUCCAGCGGAUCAUUGGGGUCCUGCAGAAGCCAGAAAUGGGUGCCCGCUACCUGGGGACGCUGCUGCAGGUGGAGGCGAUGCUGCGGCUCUGGUUCCCCCACGUCGCCCCCAAACCCGCGCUGGACCCGGCCCCCCCCGCGGCUCCCCCGCGCCGCCGCCCCCCCGCCGGUCCCCCCGGGGCUCCCCGGUGCUGCCGCUUGCCCGGGGAUCUCCCCCUCGCCAGCCCCGCGGGGACAUUACAGCAGCGGGGGUCCCCCCGGUGCCAGGCCGGGACCCCCGAGUCCCCCCCGGCGCCGGACGUGUGACGCCCCCCCCGGCUCGGGGGCGGGGGGGGGAAGAUUUCGUCUGCAUUUCUUGGUUUUGCCUUUUUCUGAUUUUUUUUUUUUUUUUUUUUUUUUUUUUUUUUUUUUUUUUUUUUUACCGGUGGUCAGUGAGACCCGCGGGCGGGCGGGACUGACCGGGGGUGAGGGAGGUCCCGACCCCCGACCCCCCAGAAGCCCCAACCCCGGGGCGGCCGCGUGCCUUGGCCGGAGCGGAGCCCCCUCCCCGCGGGGACCGGGCCCUCCCGGGCUUGUGCCUUCCCCGCGUGGCGCGGGGCGGCUGGGGCUGAGCGUGGCUCCCCCAGAGCGGUGGGUGCGGACCCCCGGAGUGGGGA